UCGGGAGAGGAAGUCAUCAUCCAGCAUCUAAACGCUGCCUUUUUUUUGUGCACAUCUCAAGUGAAAUCGGCAUGCGUGGCUAAACUACACACACGAAUCUAACACGUGUGUAGCUAGUGUGCGUAUUUAUAUCACAGCGUGUUGCCGCGGUGAGGUUUAACGUUUCCCACCGUUAGCAACUGUCAGACUCACGUUACAGCAACAAACUGCAGGACAAACACUGGUGAGUGUUAGCAAGCACACCAGCUAGCUAACGGUGGCUGGAAACAAAUGAAAUCGCGUCUGGUGAAAGCUACUCCGGGGCCCGAAGCGACAACACGACAACCGCAGUAACCCAAAGUUGAAGUUAGCGUUAUCAGGAAGCAUGCACUGAGAGGUUUUCUCGGCUCCGCGCUGCGAGAUUGUGGCUUUAGCUGGGCUCAUAUCAGAUGGAGGACAAAUUCACUGCAGUGAUCCGAUCAGCUGAUUCAGAACAUUCAGCGACUAUGCCUGCAGUUGGACUGCUUUUGUAAACGUGGUAAGCAUGGCUUCUCGUAAGGUAGAAGAGCCACCAAGUGAUGCCAAGAAUUUGGCAUCGGCCUCUGCACAGCUCUCCCGAUGCAGCCCCAAUGACAUCACGGAGGAGCCUCAGCCAGAUAUGAUGAAUGCUGCUGUAAAAUCCCAGAAAUCUGGAAAAUUCAGGAGGACUGCCCUGACAUUUUUUGGAGUUCGCAAAAGCAUCUGUAUUUUACCUAAUUUUUUUGGAGGGAGGAGUAAAAAUCCGAACAAGUGGUCUUCUAAGAAAGGAAUCAACAAAAGCAGAACACAUGAUGGGCUAAGUAAGAUUAGUCACGAUGACAAUCUUAGAAGUGGGUACACCUCAGCUGGAGACUUUGAGUACCACAGCCAGAGGGAUUCUGCUGGAGAGCUCCACAGCUGCUGUCACAAUGAAUGUAGUCACCCUGCUGCUGACCACAAAUCUCUGACUCUCACUCGUCAGAAAAGGGGUUUGAGGGGUCUUUUUCAAAGUUUAAGGUAUCACAGAAACCAUAGAAAUGCUGGAUUGGAUAAAACUGAAAUGAUUGCAAUGUCCUCUCCGCGCUGCAAGAAAGAGGUGCCUGUUGUCCAGGACAACGCCAAGCAGUACGUCACGGAGUGCCUGGGAUCUGAACCGGAUGUGCCUGAUUUUGCAGAUGUCAUAUGUGAUGCUGGUGCCGAAUGUAUUGAUGCUGAUGAGAUGCCAUCAGAUAAAAGCGUGGAGAAAAGCAGCCCAAAGUCUGAGCUUGAUGACGAGAUGGAAGAAAUUAAUUUGAUGGCCGUCGUUUCUAAUGAAUUAAAGGAGAGUUAUCGAGGACACAGCGAGCCCUGUCUGAAACUUCAGAUGAUGUCAGAGCCCAUAUUGAAGUCUGAAACACCUGCCGGCUCAUCGGAUCAGCUCAACCUGAUUUAUGGAGACGUCGCAUCAUUAAAGAGUUUUGAUUCGCUCACAGGUUGUGGGGACAUAAUCGCAGAUCAAGAGGACGACAGCAUGACGGAGAGCACUGUUUCUGGAGAAAGGAGCAGAAAUGGAGGAAAGAGGGCGUCUUGUUUUCUUACUUAUCAGGGUGGUGGGGAAGAAAUGGCCUCCCCCGAAGAUCUGGAUGAGGAGUGUCUUCAGGAUUUCUGGGGCAAAAAUGCGUCAGAGGAAAUAUGCUGCACAUGCAAUCAAGACCACACAGAUUUGACUGCUGACCUGACAAGUUCUCACAAUAUGGACUUACUGAACAGUAACAGUGCACAGCAAGCCAGCGGCAUGGACGCUUCCUCAAUCGCUGACGUGUUAACUCCUCAAAGUGAGCAUCAGGAAUCAGUUCCAAACAGCGAUGAGGGCUACUAUGAUUCAACCACCCCAGGGCCAGAUGACGGACAAGAAAAAAACGACAGACUGAGGGCAGAGAGGUUACCCAGGGACAGCUACAGUGGUGAUGCUCUCUAUGAACUUUUUGCACCUGAUGAGAGUCUCAUCAGUCCACAUUACGAAAACAAAUCAAAACAGCCCAGUUCAAAACAGUAUUUAAGCGAGCCAGUCGAUGUGACAGAUUCCACCUUUGUUCCAGACAUGAAUCGAUUGCAAAUAAGUCCUGAACUGUUUGAAGAUUUUUUAGAGAUGCCAAGCACUUGCAGUAAAUCCCCGGAAAUGGCCCAAAAUAUUGCUGGUCAGCAGGAAAUCGUCAUAAAUAAAAAUUUGAAUUCCAAACCCCAAGGAUUGCUAAACAAGAAUAAUAUAGAACCAGAUGUAUUUGAUGAAAAAGGAAACAUGCCUGCCUCCAAGGAAAAGAGAACAAAAUCCAUAAAUGCCGAUUGUGAGAAAAGGCACAGCAGCUUAUCAUUCGGAAGCACGUCCGACCCAGAUUUUGAAACAUUCUGUGAACCCAAAGAGCAGCAUCUUGAGGAAAACAAGCCCGUGGCUUUACCGUACAAAAAUAUUAAUUCCCAGUCUGCAGAUGACAACAAUGACUUAGAUGACGGGCAGACUGUCUGUUUCUCUCAAGCACUCGUGGACUACACAAAACACUCUCAGAUGCUGAGUAACUUGCACGAUAAUGUGGAAGAUUUGGAAACGAAUUCUGCCUUCACGUCAAAUAUGCAGGCCUUACCCACCAUAGUCACGUUCGAUGUAGUGGACAUGCAUAAUGAGGGCGAAUAUGAUGAGCAUAUUCAAAUGGAGCUGGAGGAGGACAUCUCAUCGCCCUAUCAAGAGUUUGAAGAAAGUUACCUGCAAAAAGAUGCGUUUGCCGAAUGUGACUAUCAAAUGUUGGACCUGUACGAGCAGAACCUGAUCAGUAACACAUGGGCUAUUGCUAGUCUCCCACGGCACCUAGGCCUUACAAGAGUGAGUCAGUCCAUGCCUAAUCCAUUGUCUCUAGACAGGAGAAGUAGGUCUCUGGACACAGAAAGCCUUGAGCUGAACAUGCCCGACAGACACAGGGAGAACAGAGCUGCUCUCGUUUCUCGUCCUCAAAACGAAAAGGACUCUAAAAGAGAUUCCUCAGCUUAUUACAAAAAGAAUGUACUCGUGUCUGCAUCGGAGGUUAGAGACAGUAGCAGCUUUAUGGCCUUAUCAUGGCAAACAAGGUCAGAAAUGGCUUUAAGCCUUCCUCUGACAGAUGGGGAAAUCACUGAGAAAGUACUCAGUCUCAGUCAAACCCAAGUCAAACACAACAUGUUUUCUAGUUCAUCCAGCAGUGAUUGUCCUAACAGCAAAUUGCAGCAUCUUUGCUCUAAGGUGUCCAAUAGGGUGCCUUGUGAUUUAAUUUCACAGAGUACAGAGCUGUACAACAGGCACCUUCCUCUGCAGUCAGAGUCUUGUUUACCUCAUAGCACCUUUGUUUAUUCUGGAAUGAUCGAUGAUGAAUCAGAUGAUGUUGAUGAGGAUGUUUUUUGUAACGCUGCCACUAAUUUGCAGUCCUGUAAUCAGUGUAGUAAAAGCAGACCGGUGGCUAGCAGGGAAGGAUUAUCUCACACUGGGAGUCCUGUGAACACAGGUGUGUCUAAAGAUGAAACAAGAACGACCAGAGACAUGGCCUGCAACAAACUCUCCGAGGCAACCUUUAAUUAAAAGGCUCUUGGUGUUGAGAUCACUUGUGCUAAUGAGCGCUUUUAUGUCACAUCCGAGGGAGUAAUUGUUCAUUUUUUACUUGCACAACUGAUUCAUUAAAAGAGCUGUUGUACACUGUAAGAAACAGGACAUAAUGGUCAGUGUACUUUUUGGUCUUUGAAUAUUCCUUUCAGAAACAGAAAUGAAAAAAGGAAAAUAAAAUG
This is a messenger RNA of Plectropomus leopardus (leopard coralgrouper), 3780 nucleotides long. Its product is annotated as APC membrane recruitment protein 1-like. Gene Ontology annotation, cellular component: plasma membrane. Lineage: Eukaryota; Metazoa; Chordata; Actinopteri; Perciformes; Serranidae. Gene Ontology annotation, molecular function: phosphatidylinositol-4,5-bisphosphate binding; beta-catenin binding. The record is from RefSeq and is a predicted model, not a curated record. Gene Ontology annotation, biological process: regulation of canonical Wnt signaling pathway.